CCUCUAAUCUGGUUUUCUGGAAAUCCCCGAAGUGCACGCUUUUCCACUGGAAAACAUUUUGCUUUCUAGCUGCUGUUUCUUUGACACUUUUGCAUUGACAGAGAACCUAGGUGCUGCAAGAAAAUAUUCAUCACCGGGAGGCGAGAUCGGAUCGCCUUUCUUCAUCUCCUGCCUAGAGUCCAUGUGUCCAGUCCUCCCCUCCCAUCGGUCCAGUGAGCAGUCGAGAGUCAACAGAUACAGGAUGGAAGAGCAGGAGUUGAGCUUCCCCAUGAGCCAGGGGUCCUUCCAGCAGCUUUGGGAGACCAACAUGUCUACUCAGGGGUCCAAUAUUCCACCGUUUGGGACUGGAAACUGGUCUGACCUGGAUGUCUCGCUCGCUCCCGUACUUCCCGAGGCCACCUUCCACGAGGACUUUGACGAGGGGCUGUUUGAGCUGCCUGAUCCCCUGGCCGUGGAGCCCUUGAUGUCGCCCCUGGACAGCGUGCCUCCCCCCUCCACCGUCCCCUCCACCAUCGACUACCCGGGGGAGCACGGCUUCCAGCUGCGCUUCCACAAGUCUGGCACCGCCAAGUCUGUCACCUCCACCUAUUCUGUGCAGCUGAUCAAGCUGUACUGCCAGCGGGCUAAGACCUGCCCGGUGGAGGUGCUGAUGACCAAGGAGCCCCCGCCAGGAGCCAUCCUCCGUGCCACCGCCAUCUACAAGAAGUCAGAGCAUGUGUCCGAAGUGGUCAGCCGCUGUCCCCACCACCAGAGCACGUCUGAUGGCUAUGAAGGUGUGACCCACCGCAGUCACCUGAUCAGGGUGGAGGGGAGCCAGCGGGCUCAGUACCUGGAGGAUGGUAACACCAAGCGUCAGAGCGUGCUGCUGCCUUAUGAGCCUCCUCAGCUGGGCAGUGAGGCAACUACUGUUCUCCUGAACUUCAUGUGCAACUCCAGUUGUAUGGGUGGUAUGAAUCGACGGCCCAUCCUCACCAUCCUGACGCUGGAGACCCAGGAUGGUCAGGUUUUGGGUCGCCGUUGUUUUGAGGUCCGAGUCUGUGCCUGCCCCGGCCGGGACCGCAAGACCGAGGAAGAGAACGCUAACAAAGCUCUGAACGGGACCAAGAACACCAACGGCACCAAGAGAAAGUCCCAACAGUCCCUGCCGCCUCCGGGAACCAGUAAGAAGAUCAAGAGCGGCUCCAGCACUGAGGAUGACGACAAGGACAAUGUAUUCUUGUUGCAGGUUCGUGGAAGAGCGCGCUAUGAGUGGCUCAAGAAGAUCAAUGACAGUCUGGAGCUGAUGGACCGCAUUCCUCCUGCUGAGCAGGAGAAAUACAAGAAGAAAGGUUUCUCAAAGAGCCGCAAGCAAGAAGCGUUGGCCCCAAAGAGCGGAAAACGGAUGCUUACAAAGGAGGGGAGGAGCGACUCCGACUAAGGCCAGGACACCUCAGUCCUUCCCUACUGUCUAUUCCAGACCAACAUUAAAUUGUGACUCCAAAGUAAAUGCCCAAUACCAAACCCUAGGCAAUACAUGUAGUCACUUCUUACAAGUCCGAAAGGAUAGGUAUUAGCAAGAUGGUAAUAUCUCCAGCUAGGCAGCUAUACUCAACAGGCUGACCGCGGUCCAAAACCCGGACCAGAACGUUGUCAAUACGCCCCAAAUAUUAUAAUAUCCCUUGGUAUCAUAUGAACACACAAGGCAUGGCAAAAUGUGUAGAAUUGUGGGAAAUGAGCUUUAACACUACAAAAAAUGUCUGCCAACAAGAGGGGUGUAAAUAGUUUGGGGUUGCAAGUUGGGGGUUCUUCACUACACUGAUAAAUGGUAAAGGUCCGGAUGGAUAUUGUCAUCUAGGAAAUUUGUGUUACCAGACCUUCUCAUAGUACUUGGGUACAAUGGUAGAAUUGUAACCAUAUUUCAGAUGCCAGUCACUUUCGGUACAAUACAAAGUGUGUGUAAGUGUAGGACCUAGGGUUUGGAUUGGGUAAAUAGGCUGACCACCACCAUGCCAGUCACUUUCGGUACAAUACAAAGUGUGUAAGUGUAGGACCUAGGGUUUGGAUUGGGUAAAUAGGCUGACCACCACCAUGCCAGUCACUUUCGGUACAACACAAACUGCCUAAGUGUAGUCCCCCCCCCCACUGCCUUAACCAUCUGGUGUGACUUCCUCCUCACCUGCCCCCCAAUGAGCACUUUAGCUUGUGCUUUUAUGAUUUGGACCAAUUAAAACUAGUUAUAUCUUGACCUGCCUAGAAACUAUGCUUUGUUACCAGUUAAUUGGCCAAUUGCCUGUUAGUAUUUUUGAUACCUGCUAAACAUAACCACUGCCUUCAUUCCUCCCCCUGAACCCUUGACCUGGUUCCCUGUUAAUCAUGGUCCUAUUGAGGCAUUGGUCUUCUUUCUUUUUUCCCCAUUUUUGUACUGCUGAUCUAGGAACUAUUUUUGUAAGUUCUUUUAGGAACUGUUAAAUCAUUUUGUCUUCUCAGAAUGUUUUUUUCUUUGUUUUCAAUAAAUGUUUUUUUUAUUUUGUACUAAUUCCAGCAUUUGUCCAAUGUCUUUUCUCUCUCCUAUGCAGAGUUCUGAUACUGUGCUUAUGAUAUACUUGAUUAAGCACAUUUUAUAUUGGUUUACUUUAUGGUUUUCUGAUGGAAACUCUUUUUGCUGAUGUCAUUUGGUGCUGAGACAUGAUGCUCUUUUGUAUAGGGAAAAGGGAAACAUUUCAGGGAACUUUAAAAAAUCAAAUAAAAGCAAUUUCCUAAAUA
This is a messenger RNA of Oncorhynchus nerka (sockeye salmon), 2742 nucleotides long. Its product is annotated as cellular tumor antigen p53-like. Gene Ontology annotation, cellular component: nucleus. Gene Ontology annotation, biological process: apoptotic process; regulation of transcription by RNA polymerase II; protein tetramerization. The record is from RefSeq and is a predicted model, not a curated record. NCBI's taxonomy places the organism in Eukaryota, Metazoa, Chordata, Actinopteri, Salmoniformes, Salmonidae. Gene Ontology annotation, molecular function: DNA-binding transcription factor activity, RNA polymerase II-specific; RNA polymerase II cis-regulatory region sequence-specific DNA binding.